Molecule: messenger RNA, 1645 nt
Organism: Mytilus trossulus (common blue mussel)
Lineage: Eukaryota; Metazoa; Mollusca; Bivalvia; Mytilida; Mytilidae
Exons: 8
Coding region: 114-1229 (371 amino acids)
Source: RefSeq, a predicted model, not a curated record
UAUGAUCUUAUAUACUCUAAAAUGAAACAAAUGUUUUAUAAGUAGCACUUUUACCAGUGAACAUAUGGAUAUGUUCCAAUUUGUUUUCAAUGAGUGAAUAAUUUUCGAAGGCAAUGGACAGACAGAAGAUAAAUCUAGCUUUUAUUCGGUUAGAACAUUUCUUAGAACAAUGUGCGAAACUGAAGAGACCAAAUCCGCCAAGUUUGCCAACACCAGAAAUGGCGAAAAAUAUUCGGGACGAACUUGUAUUUCUUUUAGACAAUGUCCAGGAAAUUACUUGUGACGAUUUGCCAUCUGUACUUGAAGUUGUUACAAACGCCAGAAAGAACGAUAUUCCCGGUAUUCAUAGAUACAGUGAUAAGGCACUAGAAGAAUUCUUGAUAGCAAGAAGUAACUUUAUUAGACGGGCAGAUGUAAAUACUUUUAACGGAUUUGAAUUUCCGCCUACUGUGAAACCAACAUUCAUUAAACCCAAAGAAACUAGUAAAGUAACCGAAUGGCGUCAACAGGGUGAAAGGGAGAGGAUAGAAACAAGGUUGAACAACAACCCAAACAUAACAGACCUCAGCGAUAUGAACAGACCUACCAAGGUGGCUGAAAAGUUCAACAGUUUAUAUGAUAACCAAUGGACAGAUGCAUUUGAAGAUCUGAGAAAACUUUACAAGCAUGAAAUAAACGGUCAAGAAAGAGCCAUUUCAGAAAUGGCCACCAUCUUAAAGAAGGCAUUUGAAUAUACAGCGGAAACUGCAGAAAAACAGACUCGUAAAAUAGCCAUGUCCAUGAAAGAAUUAAUGAUUAGUCCAACUGGUGAUUCAUUUAUUAACAACGAACUUGACAGUCAGCAUAAACAUGUUGAUAUUGACCCGCUUUGUGAGGUUCGUUUCACAAGAUAUGCAAAGCAGUGUAUAAAAGAAAAUGCAGAAUUGAGCCUGCCAGUAUUACAUAAGAAUUUUGAAUGGCAAUUUCGCCGCGAGCGAAUUAGAGAUAUUCUUACAAUUCCAAGUGUAAAAUCCUACAGCCAAAAGUGUUUACAGAUAGCGUGGUUUAUGAACAUUCAAGAUCCACCCAUGACCCUUUUAUGGCCAGCUGAUGUGAAAAGGGGUGAUAUAACAGCAACUUUUAGAUUUUUUACGAGAAGCGGAACGAUCUUACAACAUGAGGUGUGGCCGGCCUUACUGCUGACUAGUGAUGGUCCGAUGAUGACAAAAGGGGUGGCUCAGUUCAAAUAAAAAUGGAUUUAUUUUUGCUGGUAACAUGUCUAUUUUCGUCAGUGAUAUAUGACAGAACAAAAGAAAAUACUAUACAUUCAUAGAUGAAGUCAGUUACUGUCUUGAAAUAUGUGACUGUCAGUGGAUACAGACAAAUCUUACUGCUAACAAAGCCCAUGUUCUUAACAGAGAAGCAGCACAUACCCAUUUUUAUUUUUUUAGACUUAUGCAUAACUGUUAACUUAUAUUGCUUCAAUAGGCCCCCUUUCCUUAAGAAUAGGUCAUUAGAUAUUCUCUACAUUAAAUAAUACGCGGUUUCAAAAUUGCUAAAAAGGUAGUUUUUAAGCUAAUUGUUAUUUAAGUCUGGCAGUAAACGCAUCUGUAUAUCAAUACAUGUAUUAGCUGUUCUCUGCUAUUGACUCUUUUUACAAAAAAUC